AUGCGACGAAAUCCGACGAAAUUAAUUAUCUUCGUUCUCGGGAUAGUGGGACUAGCGGCGGCCAACGAGCUGCACGCGCGUCGCAAGCGCUACAUCGUCUUUCCCGAGGGUUCGAGUUUUUCCAUAGCCCUGUGUCUGACCAUCCACACGCUCACGUCGGACAAUAUCUUCACCGAGGGCGUCAACUGGGGCAUAUCCUACGAUCUGCCGAACGAGACCAAGCCCGAGCUCGAGCCCUACCUGUCGCUGCGCCGACGCAAGGACGAGGAGCAUGAAAAGGAGGGAAAAACGAGACGUAAAAAUACGCUACGGGCCGGGCAGACUUAUCACCACGACGAGCUCGAGUACGACCGACGGGCCCACGCGAGGUAUCGCCGCGAGGGCGACCACUACUAUCUGCAGCGCCGACAUCGUCGCGAUCUCUACAGCAAGGUCGAAGUCGUCAUCAACGCGAUGGGCUUGGACGGUCGCGCCUGCGUGCUGCGCGCCCUGUGCGAGGCCUCGCGUAGGCUCCGGCCGCGGGGCGCCAGCCUCGUCGAGGAGAUGCUGAGGAUCGUGUUCGACCUGCCGCUGGAGCGUCUGCGGCCGCACGAGCCCGAGGAGCAUCACGCCUACGCCGAGGCGACGGCCCACGGCAGAAGACGCGGCGACCGCGACGGCGACGGCGAACAAGGACAAAUCGAGGAUUGCGCCGCCCUAUACCCAAAGUGCAGCUUCUCGCUGCUCGACAUGGCGCUGGGACGCUACAACGCUGCGGACGAUAAUCAUCCAUACGGCGGUGGAAUGUCACCCGAGACUGCGGCACUGAUACGCAUGGCUAUGAAGUGA
Messenger RNA from Trichogramma pretiosum, 828 nucleotides. RefSeq lists its product as uncharacterized. The transcript has 3 exons. NCBI's taxonomy places the organism in Eukaryota, Metazoa, Arthropoda, Insecta, Hymenoptera, Trichogrammatidae. The record is from RefSeq and is a predicted model, not a curated record. Bases 1 to 828 code for a protein of 275 amino acids.